AUGAAAUUAUUUCAUUGUGAUGUUGAUCCUGAUAUGCAAAUUCCAGCAUAUAAUGAUCGAUGUACAAGUGAAGAAAAACCAAUGGGUUUAACAUCUUGUCUAACUGGAGGUAUCAUUGGUGGUCCAAAAACACCUCAGUUUCUUGUACUUGAAGUACAUUUUAAUAAUCCUUAUUUUGAAAAAAGAAAAUAUGAUGCUGGUAUUAUGGAAGUUGGACUUGAAUAUAAUCCAAAAAAUUCUAUUCCACCAGGAUCUACCGCAUUCCGUGUUUUUGGUUAUUGUGAUAGUGAAUGUACUCAAAUAGGUUUACCAUCAAAAAAUGGUCGAAUUAUAACACUUAAUAUUGAUCGACAUUAUAGUUCUCAUUUUCAAGAAAUUCGUUUUUUAUUAAAACUAAUUAAAAUUGAACAAGAUGAUACAAUUAUUCAUACAUGUAUUUAUAAUACAGAAAUUCGAACAAAUGUGACAUUUGGUGGAUAUAGUAUUAAUGAUGAAAUGUGUAUUAAUUAUAUGCAUUAUUAUCUACGAAAAAAAGAAAAAAAGAGUGUAUUUAUUUUAUUUAGAUAUUUUCAUGCUAAAACAAGUAUUGAUCAAAUAAUUUAUGAAAAUUAUAAAUCAAUUCAUUGGACUCCAAUAACAUCAUCUAUACUUCAAAUAUUUUAUGAAGAAGCACCUAUUCAUCUUUCGUGUAAUGGUUCUGAUGGAAAUUACUUACCUAAAUAUAAUUGGCAAAAUGAUUAUUUUUCUCAAGGACCUAAACAACUUGAUGUACCACUCGAUAAAGCACAGUGCAAAUGA
Molecule: messenger RNA, 798 nt
Organism: Rotaria sordida
Lineage: Eukaryota; Metazoa; Rotifera; Eurotatoria; Philodinida; Philodinidae
Source: the annotation of a GenBank genome assembly